Molecule: messenger RNA, 5816 nt
Organism: Porites evermanni
Lineage: Eukaryota; Metazoa; Cnidaria; Anthozoa; Scleractinia; Poritidae
Source: the annotation of a GenBank genome assembly
AUGCCGUUGAUAGUUGAUGGUAAGACUGAGGACUCGCGAUUUCGUUCAUCCGCUGAUUUUGCCAAAAAGUAUCCGCAUUUCAAGGAAAUUGCCGAGGAAUUUUGUAAGAAGCCCAUCAGAAAAACUGGAAGUGGAGGUCUUCUUUAUGUCACUCAAGGAGAAUUUGCAACUGUUGCACGUGAUGAUGAAAAUGUUACUGUUAUUGGGUCGGAAGAUGCGACAACUUGCCAUAUAAUCGUUUUACAGAACACAUCAUCUGGUGUGACUAGUUUAGGACACUUUGAUGGCCAUGAUACAUGCAAUGGAAUUAAGAACAUGAUUUCGUCUGUCAAGUCCAGCUCCCCAGACCACAAAAGUGGACAGAUACUACUACAUCUGUUUGGGGGAUUUUUAGAUGACAGAGGGACUUCUAACAAUCUUACAACUUCCAUAUUGGAAGUUAUACAGAGUCAGGGUGAACCCAUUCACUUGAGUUCUGCCUGUGUGACAGAAUUUAAUGAUACAGUAGAAGUGGGUUUACACAAACCCUGCACUUAUGGAGUCGGUGUUACUGUCCAAGAUGGUCACAUUUUUCCGGCAACUUUUCUAGACAAAGGACCAGAUGAGUUCAUAAGGCAUGCUCGAACCUUCACCGCGGCAGAAAACAUGGUAGAAAUUUACAACUCUUCCUACAAAGAACUGCGGAUCACGCCAUAUGAAUACAAAAAUGAUGUUAUUAUACCCUAUAUUCCAUUCUUUUUGAAGGCAUCUGACGAGUUCAUACUUGAGAAUCUAUCCACAUCACCACAUUGUGAACCCCCUGACUUUGUAGCUACUAUAAAAGGAACUUUGAAACAUAUUUUAUCUCACCCAAAACCUUUAGUGACUGUGUUUCCUCAAGGAAGGCCACGCAUUUAUAAACGCCAACCAGGAAAUGAAUGUUGGGCUGCAGCUGUUGAUGGUUAAAAAAGCAAGGGUACCUCUUACAUACAAGUUCAGAAACUGCUGAAUCAGUCUUAAAUAUGAUAAUUUAAAUGGAAACUGAAAUUUGCUUGAAGGAAAUGCAACAUUGUUGCACAAAAGGAGUUUUAUGAGUUUCUCCCUUCUUUCAUCUUUAAAAACCACAUGCCACUUGUAUGUGGCUCGCACACUUUGUUAACCAUCCUUAAACAGUCCUCUUAUAAUACCGUAAAAUUCCGAAAAUAAGCCCCUCCAAGGCCCCCAAACCAGUAAUGCAAAAAACCCUCUGUUAAAUCGCCCUCCAAAUGUAAGCCCCCUGGGGACUUGUACUUGGAAAGUUGCCCUCAAAUAUAUAGUGAAACAAGGCAAAAAUGGUAGAUUUAUUCCCAGCUAUAAGGCUAGCACAAUCGAUUUUGGAACGCAAAUUUCCCUCGGUAGAUAAGCCCCUCCGAAUAUAAGCCCCUCAAAAAGGGCCUUUGAAAAAUAUAAGCCCCAGUGCUUAUUUUCGGAAUUUUACGGUAUGUUAAACCAUAUUCUUUCAUGUCAGACAGGUUCAAUCCAGUUGAUAUGUCUGCUGAGGUCUCCCCAAAGCUUUACUGUGCCUGGUUUUGCCCCUUUGCACAACGAGCAUGGAUUGCUUUGCUGGCAAAGGGCACAGAAUUUGAGUACAUAGAGCAAGAUCCUUACAACAAAACCCCAGAAUGGUUGGCCGUCAAUCCUCGUGGAAUGGUACCAGUCAUUGUGCAUAAUAAUAAAUCCGUUUAUGAAAGCUCAGUGUGUAUUGAGUACGUAGAUGAAGCCUGGCCUAGUGAACCAAGAUUGCUGCCUGAAGAUCCGUACGAGAGAGCACAUGCCAGAAUCUGGGGAGACUUCAUUAGCAAGAAGAUAGUGCCAUUAUUUUAUGCUCUUCUGAUGAAACAAGGUAAAGAUGAGCAAGAGGAAAUCAAACCUCAGUUGACAAGUCAUUUUCUCACCUUUACAAAAGCAAUGCAUCCUACAGGACCAUUCUUUCAGGGGGAAAAGCUUCUGUAUGUCGACAUCAUGCUAGCCCCUUAUGCUGCGAGGUUUAACAUUCUGAAGCACUAUCGAGGCUUUGAGUUGCCACAAAGCAGUGAGUUUGAAAGGUUCCACAAGUGGUGGGAAGCUGUCAAGAAUGAUCCUGCUGUAAAAAAUACCUUACAGGAUGAUGAAAAAUUAAUUGCCUCUUACAAAAGAUAUGCUGAUGGGAGUGCCAAAUCUCAAGUUGGUGAUGCUAUCAGGAAAGGUGGACCAAUGCCUUGACAUUGUUAAACAGUCCAUUUCUGAGCACCUUUUACUGUGUUUUUCAAAUUGAGCAGAAAUGUGAAGUCUUUGAUAGGAAAAUAAUGUUCUGUUCUUAUUUAAAUCAAACUUAUUUUUAUGUGAAAGGCAUUGCACUUUUCUUCAUUUAAUUUUUGAAAUUGAGGGGUUUGGAAUUCAGAAAUGGCCUUUUAAACCUUUUUUUUCUAAGGUGACCUUCAUACUGGAGGACUCUGAUUAAGUGCUUUGAAAAUAUCUAGAUUUUUUUGUGCACUUCUAAUAACUGUACGUGGUAAUGAUUUCAGGCAAUUUUUUGCUCAUAUGAGUUCCUUUUUGUUGAGGCAGGCUUUAUAUGAUGUUGGGGUCACAAGGAUAAAAGUGUGUUGCCACUAAAAAAGAAUGCUUCAAAAUUGAUUUUUCAGCCAAAGCACUAGUACUGCUAAUCUUUGUGUAGGGCCAUUUUAGUUUUUCUUCCUUUAUUUAGGUAUGUAGUACCUAAACAAUCUGCCAAAACAUAGCCAAAACAAUCUGUCUUGGUGUUGUGGAAACUGCAGUCAAAGGUUUUGGAGAAAAAAUACACAAAACUCAAUAUCUUUUUGUAACAUUUUGUGAAAUAAACAACCCACGACACAAAAGCAUCAAAGAGGUUUCAUUUGAAUGGUAACACCAUAGGGUUUCAUCAGGAGUUACUGUGCAAGUCAAAAACUGAGAACACCUUAGGUAACUGGCUUUUUUUCAUGAAAGGCAAUAACCCUUCAGAAAUAUUUCUGGUGUUCCCAGUAUCUGAGUUUCACAGUAAAAGGUCUGUCCUGAUGUGUUAGGGUAGACUUUCUCAAAGUCCUUCGCUUCUCGUUUCCAGUUCCGGUAGUAACCCCAGCGCGAUCGCUUUGCUGCCAAAAACAUAAAGAUUUCUAGCUUGUGCUUUGCACUCAAGAAAAAUUUUGAGCUCAACUUGUGGGCAAGUUUAGUGUCAGGGUAGUCUUUGCGGUUUUUGUACUGUUCAGGGCAACCUUUUUUUCUUUUAUUAGUAAGGUCAUUUUUACCACCAGAUCUUUUGCAAGUGUCGUUUACAGCCUUGUUCAUGAGAGGUUGUUUUUGGCAUUGAACAUUGAAUCUUGCAUCAACGAGUAGUAUAUCAUAACUGGGCUGGGCUGUAAGUAUCUAGGAGGAAAACAUUACUUUAAAAAGUCAUAAUUUCUUCCAAUAUUGUUUAAAGUAUGUUUUUUUUGUAUGUCUUAUGCAAUCAAAAUGUUUAGAGUAUUAAAUCUUGGGGAUUGGUGAAGGUUUUCAACCAAUGCCAAAAGCACCCUCUCACAUUACAUAGAUUGCAUCAUUUAUAUUUUUAAACAUGGUAUCAUUUCAAACUAACAAAAAAGAUUUACUCUUCCAUCGAGCCGUGUGUUACAUUGUAAAUCCUAGUAAAAAAUAAUACUAAAAUAAUCAUGAAGAAUUUAGCCAUUUUAGAAUGUAAUGUAGAAACACUAUUAUAUGAAAAAAAAAAAAGAUUCAAACCUUUUAUCAUUAAAGCACGAGCUUUGUUCAUGGACAAAACUAUUGGUAAAUUUAACUCAUUGACUUUAUUAAUUAUUUGUUUUAUUAAAAUCACUUAACACUGACGCAAGCAUGCAUGCAACUCACAAUUAAAGGGAAGAACUCGUUUUCCUCGGUUUGCAACCCCUUCCUGAGGAAAAUAAGGCAGUAACAACUUAUAGUCUGUGCUUUUUCUGGAAUAAAAUUAAUAUUUAACAAGGAUAUGCAAUGUCCAGUGUCCCAUGGUUUCUUAGUUUUGCUACUGGCAUGGGCACUUAGGAAAACUAGUUUUCAUUUCCCCCUGGUCUCUUUAUGUGUGCUAAGUUUCAAACAUCAAUUUCAAGAAAAGAAACUCAGUUUAACCACUCAUUUCAGUAGACAUGGGUGGGGAAUGCAUGACAAAGUAUGUGGGAGGGCUGGAAACACAGGAAAAAAUAACAGAUUCCCAUUUUUGGAUAUUUUAGGGUAUUUAAAGAAUACCCACAAAAAUCCCAAAUUUGGAAGAGUGAGACAAAUCCGUUAGUCCCUUGAACCAACCCUUAAGGGACCAACCCUGAACAGAGUGAAACGGUUUAAACCCUAAAAAUACCCAUAAGAAAUUUAUGGGAUUUUAUAGGUUUUUACCCUUAGGCAAUAAAAAAGGACAGAAACCAGUCAGCUUAUGAACAGAUGCCACAAAAACAAGUACUUAGAAAAAGUAUUCUAAUACUUUCACAUAUUACAAUACACCUAAAGAACAUCUAAAUAACAAAAAAAGAAAACAAGGCUUGGAACACAACUACUUACACUAAAAACAGAAGAUUGUAGUAAUAAAUAAUGUUUUCAUGCAUCAGGCCUCAGACCCAAGGCGACAAGACUGUUGAGAAUAUAAUCAUGUGGUAGAAAAAACUGGCAUAAUGUGUGCACAAUAGCUAACAAAUGUACUAAAUGCACUAACCUGAUUGAAUUUCAUCAGUGGCAGAUCCAGCCAAAGGGCCUUUUUACUUAUUUUUAGAUCAAACUGACUGCCCCUACCCCCCCGGGGGGGGACUCUCAUAUGAAAUAGACGGGGAUGCUUGUCGGAAAUUUUGAAUUUAACCCCUAAAGGAGACCAUCUGGGCGUGGCUCAAGCUUUUUGUGACCCCUAAAGGAGACCAAUCUGGGCGUGGCUUAAGCAAAUUUUGACGGCUAAAAGAAACCGCUUAAAAACACACAAAUACGACAUGCAAUGAGUUUUAAUGAUAUAAAGAUAUAAUCAUCAAAUGCUUUUAUCUAAAAGUAGUUUUUAAAAGCAUUGUCAUAAAUCUCAAGUUCUUCGCGGAACCCUAAACAAGACCUUGGCGGCUUAAAAUAUUAGCGCUUUGCCCGGAACACCCUAAGCGAGACCAAAAUCCAAAAUUUACUCCCCUAAGCGAGACGACAAGCAUCCCCGUCUGUUUCAUAUGGGAGUCCCCCCCCGGGCCCUACCCCCACCUAGCUCUUAUUUGAAGGUCUGGAUCUGCCACUGUUCAUUACAGAUUUUUACAUCAAAUUUUGGUAACAAAUGUAUCCCCAACCAAAAUGGGAUACAAGGACGACUUAAAUUACACAUUCUGUCAAGAGAAACCACUUAGAUCUUACAGCAUUACAAUGCUAAAACAACUGCUCAAGAAAUAAUAGCCCUGAAAUCUGACAAAAACGACGCGAUUAUUAAAGUGAGCAAUGUGGAAAGAAAUCAAUAAGGAAAGGAAAUAGAUUUUAGUACAUAAACACCAAUGAAAUACCAGGCGAGCUUUCACGCAAAAACACGAUAUCUUCACUCAUGAAAAUAACAUGUUAUCUUCACAUGAGAAAAGAUGACGAUUGGUAUGGCUACAUGAUCAAUUGCACAUUUUGAAGCAAAAACAUAUUUCACUGGUAUUUAAUUGGUGUUUAUAUAAUAAACUUGUUCACUCUUGAAAUAUUUUUUUACACUAUGAAGACAAAUGUUGUAUUUCUGUGCACCAUGUAAUAUGUAAUCUCUAUUACUCUACAUUUACUUUAAUUACUAACACUUGAUAAUUAUUGUCCUACUUGCUUUCAAAGAUUGUCAGACAAGCAGUGCAUACAAG